Colletotrichum acutatum is the source of this 1600-nucleotide messenger RNA. RefSeq lists its product as uncharacterized. The record is from RefSeq and is a predicted model, not a curated record. Lineage: Eukaryota; Fungi; Ascomycota; Sordariomycetes; Glomerellales; Glomerellaceae. The transcript is spliced from 5 exons. Bases 284 to 1300 code for a protein of 338 amino acids.
GACUGGAUUCUUACUGAUGAAAUGUUCGUAUAGAAAAAAGUGCUGCCAAGGAACGUCAAGCCACCACCCAACGGGCUGAUAACGUCCCCCGCACCACCCCCAAAGCACCGAACUGCUGGAGAGUCGCCAGCAACUCAGCCUGCUAAGAUCUCUCUCUUCCCGCGCCCCCAUCAAUGGUCCAAGCCAAAUUCAUCCCUCCCUUUUCUUCCAUUAUAUACCCAAAUAUUGAACACGUUCGGCGAACCAUGCCACUGGCCGCGCACAGUCGAAUUUGAGUUGCAACAUGUCUGCCGGACAUCGUGGGCAAGGUAGCAUGGAUCCUCCCCAGCUAUCGCCCUCGAUAGAAGGCUCUGGGCCCUCGAACGCCAAUCAUGAGGGGUUUCGCGCCACUGGGGAGAAUAGAGGGGCCGAUCACAUAACGGAGUUAAAAAAGACUUUGGAAGACCUGGACUCUCGAAUUCAGCCCGGGCACCCUCACCCUCACAAGCCUCCCAAUCCUCGUCGUGACCCCCGCUGCAGCUUCUCUACGGCGCAAUCCAGCACACAAACGGAAUCCAGCGGCACUUCUCGGCAAUCCCAAACGACUGCCCCAACUGAGGUGACCUCCGAGAGUCAAGCAAGACACGGCGCCAGUACGGGCCAUUUGAAAUGCCCGUAUUUUGGGAAGUCCGGCUUGGAAACACUGACCAGCUGUCAAAUCACAAACUUCAAGUAUCCUUCAGGCUUAAAGUUACACUUUUGGCGGUUUCAUGUCCACAAAGACGAUCAAGAUGCCAUCCACAAGCAGCAUAUGGGGGACAAAGCCGACCUACUGCAACUUUAUCAAGCUGCAGGCACAACAGACUUUUUGAAUGAUCAUCCCCUGUAUCGACUGCGAAACGAGCAAUGGAAGCGCAUCGUUGAGAUUCUCAGCGGACUCAACAAGAAGCGCUCCAGAUCAUCUGACAUACGUCCCGAUGAACGUAGCAAAUGCAAUUCGGACAUAGAGGAAUUCCUUUUUCCUGGUCAUGAUAUCGAACCCGACUCGCGCUCGGAAGACACUGGGGGCCCGAUUUCCGCGGGUGAAGAGGGUACUGCCACGAGUGUCUCCAGCGAGACUGGCGAAACCAAUCUCCAGUCCUCUGGCCAUGUGGGUUUUGACUGUGUUCGUCAACGAAGCACGAGCGAAAAUGUGCUAGGGGGAAACGGCGUACUGCUCUAUGCCAUCGGUGCAGCGUUUGAAGAUUUCGACGACGUGCAGCUUGGGGACAUUGACAGGCUAUUCGCCGAAAUGAAAGAACUCAAUGGUAAGAGUACCUAAGGUACUCAACGUAGAGAGAACAUAGGCGGGAAUUUGUUGGUCUAUUAUUACCGGAGAAGCCUUUCCAAGACAGGGAUGAGCAUUAUGUUUCUCGAGGCAUGCAGACCGAAUCUGCAGCCCCCGAUCUGCAGAGGAAUUGACAGUAUGACUUAGAGUCACUGGUAGGAGUUGAUUGCAUUUGGCACGGCAUCUACUAUUUGAGCGGCUACGAAUGUACCAAAUUUGAUGGAAUCUUUGGAGACAAUCCGGAGUCAAGUGACAGCAUGGCAUGAAAGGAUGUGUAUUGAACACAGCUCUAAC